GAGGGGCAGAGACGGUGCGAGAGGGCGAGAGAGAAAGAGAGAGAGAGACACCUUGCGAGGGUGUACGCGCGAGCAGGCUGGGCGGACAGCAGCGCAACCAGAGAGCAUCCCUCGAUAUAUAAUGCGACGUGUAACCUUUUUCCCCUUCGCCUUGGUGGUCGUUCCUUCGGAAUAAAGCUGCGCGCUUGCUGCUGGGACGGUUCCUUACCUGCAGGGCUAUGACGUAAUGGCAAGAGAGGAGUUACGGGCCAAGAGACCUUUUAAGAUAUGGGACAGCUGGCGUAACGUAAGAAAAGGAUUGGUUGUUAGCAAUUUUGAAGAGUUGAUUGUCCGAGGUAAGGAAAAGCUGGGCGUGCCACAAAACGAGAAUGUCUCGCUAGUUUUGGAAUCGGACGGCACGCAAGUCGAGGACGGCGAGUACUUCAAGACACUAGGAAACAACACGAUCCUGCUCCUGUUGCGGCAUGGUGAACGCUGGUGUCCCACUGGCGUCGACAUCAUACGUGCUGCAAUUUCGGCGAUCCCGAAAAUAGUCUGCGAGACAAUCCACGCGCUGGAGUUGCACGAUGAGACGCCAUCGUGGAAAAUCAUGGACAAUAAAGGCCGAGUCACAGUGGUGCUGCACUGGGACCAGCGCUCGUCGUCGUCGUCGCAGAUGCAGCAGCAGCAAUCGAAGGCAGGUCAGGACGCCCAGACCUCCAAGUACUCGCCGACUAAGAAAGCCGACUUGAGUGGCGCCCAGCGGCCGUCCCUGGUGAUCCAGACCAGCCUGGACAAGCUCAGCUAUGACGGCAAGGCGGGGCACUUGCCCGGCGAGAUCGCCCCAUCGCGGUACACCAGCCCGCGAAUCACUGUGAUAAAUCAUGACGAUAUGCAGCAGCCGGUGCAAUCGCACAUACCGGGCCGUUUGGUGAAGCAGGGUACGAAUUCGUUCGACAGUACGACCAUCCACAUCCAUACACCCGAGUGCUCCAACCAUAUUCACCAGCCGGUCGCACGAAACGGUAGUCCGGUGAACGGCGCCGAUGGCGGUGCCAUCGGCGAAUGUGACUUCCACUGCUGUGCUUUGCACGAGGAGGGCCGUAGGAUCGCCGUGCACAAAUCGGUGGCGACAUCGCCGAUUCAGGAUGCGCAGCACGCGCAGUAUCAACAUCCGCAUCAUCCACAUCAACAGCAACAACAGCAGACGCAAACGCAAACUCCGUCGCCGCAACCACCAUCCUCCCUCUCGGACGGCACCAAGCGACCUGGUCUCAGCAAAGGUCACGUUCGUUUUCGCGAUACCGCCGACGAGGAGUCCAGCUCGCGCCUAGUUGGUGCCACUAGCUUCCACUUGCAUCACAAUCAUCAUCAUCAUCAAGAGCACGACAGCUCCGAGUCCGAGACGGAGAAUACAAUAAUGGAAGACGAGAUUGUGACUUCGGAGAAAUUUCUGUUACUGAUCGAUCAGCUGACAGUCGACCAGAAGCAUCAUCUUAGCAUCAAGGAUAUCGGCAUCAUAUUGGAGCGACUCAGCUCCAAAAUCCUCGACGUCGAGCGGCUGGAUCGCGAGAGCGAGAGCGAGGAGUGCUACAAUUGGACGAUCAAGGCGAUCAUACGGGGCGAUGUACUGCGGGAGCUCGGGGUGAUUUACAAUGGAAAUUAUUACGCAAUCUCAGAGCAUCCCGGCUACAAAGAGGAGUCCGAAGAGAAUAAUGAGGAUAAUGAGGAAGAAGAGGAGGAUAGACUUUAAUAUGAUGCUGUUUUAGAUAGAUAGAUAGAUUAUACAUCUAUUCCUGGUUAUUAUUAACUUAGGAUAUGUUGUAAACGGAAAUAAGGACGCGAAAUAUCACGUGGUAUCUUCAUUG
This is a messenger RNA of Pogonomyrmex barbatus (red harvester ant), 1847 nucleotides long. It is a transcript of the gene Drep2, whose product is annotated as DNA fragmentation factor-related protein 2. The record is from RefSeq and is a predicted model, not a curated record. Lineage: Eukaryota; Metazoa; Arthropoda; Insecta; Hymenoptera; Formicidae. Gene Ontology annotation, biological process: apoptotic process; regulation of apoptotic process.